AUGGAGGAGCCAAUCAUUUAUGCCAAACUGAAUCAGACGGGGCCAAUAUCUACCCCCCUCACAGCCAUCAGGGACCCCUCAGGGAGAAGAGAAGCCGGUACCAGAGCCCGGAGGGAAGAACCCAGCGAGACCGUCGGUAUCACAUCACUGGGUUCCUGCCCCUGGAAACACAAGUGGCUGAUUAUUGGCCUCUCAGUGACGAGUCUCCUUCUCCUGAUCAGCUCCGUAUCAUUGGGAAUAAUGAUGUAUAAUACUGAGGGGCUCCGACUGGGUUUGGACCUGUGUUCCAGCGAGAGACGUUCCCUAAACCUGAGCCUGUCUCAGAGCCAGAACUCGGAGCGGAACCUGACCCACAGGCUGCAGCACUCGACCCAACUCCUUAACUGCAUGGAACAAGCUAUCAGGGACGCAGAACAGACAGACAAAUGCCCCCCGGGAUGGACUUUAUUCAGUGGAAAAUGCUAUUUCUUUUCUGAUGAGAGGAAAACGCAAGUGGAAAGUGACAGUUUCUGUUACAGGAACAAAGCGCGACUGGCGACUGUGAAACCCAGUGAUACGUCUUUACUGCGGUCAAUACAAAGCCGUAAAUCAGAAUAUUGGAUUGGACUGACUGUGAGCUAUUACCCAAGCUCAGGCUGGUACUGGCCCGAUGGCACAAUAGAGGGGCGUCUUUGGGCAUCUCCAAAACCCGGAUCCUGUGCUACACUGGGGGCAACAUUGGGGGUCACUGCCUGUGAUGUGCAGCUUCCCUGGGUCUGUGAAAAGGCAAAUGAUAAAUUGGAUCUGAUUGACAGAAUGAAUAAGUGUAAUAAAGAGAUUCCCCAAUAAAUUAUAUGUUAUGUUCCCAAUCACUUAACUGUGUCUCACACUGGAGCAAAAGGAAAACUUAGUAACAAGGGUGGGGAGGCACACAAUAAAUGCACAGGGAAACAUAGGAGAAUAGUAAUUUAGACUAAAAAAUACAUCAUUCAAAUUCAACAUUGUUUUCUAAGUAAAAAAAAAAUGAAACCUGCAUAACU
Messenger RNA from Xenopus tropicalis (tropical clawed frog), 1019 nucleotides. Its product is annotated as CD209 antigen-like protein A. Lineage: Eukaryota; Metazoa; Chordata; Amphibia; Anura; Pipidae. The transcript is spliced from 7 exons. Gene Ontology annotation, molecular function: transmembrane signaling receptor activity; carbohydrate binding. The record is from RefSeq and is a predicted model, not a curated record. Gene Ontology annotation, cellular component: plasma membrane. The coding region runs from base 1 to 828 and encodes 275 amino acids.